AUGUACGAGUUUCAAGUUUUUUAUAUGAUAUACAUUUUUGCGAGUUUGGAGGUUGGAGUUUGGUACUCCCAUGUUUCGGGUCUCGGACUUCGGGUCUCGGGUCUCGGGUCUCGGGCCUCGGCACUCGGCACUCGGUACUCGACACUUGGUACUUGGUCACUCAAGACUCAAAACUGGUACAUUUCUAUGAGUGUCGAGUUUUUUUACAUGAUAAACAUUUUUGCCUCGGCACUCGGUACUCGGUACUUGGUCACUCAAGACUUGAAACUUGUACAUUUCUACAAGUUUCGAGUUUUGUACAUGAUAUACAUUUUUGCGAGUUUGGAGGUUGGAGUUUGGUACUCCCAUGUUUCGGGUCUCGGACUUCGGGUCUCGGGUCUCGGGUCUUGGCACUCGGUACUCGGUACUUGGUACUUGGUCACUCGAGACUCGAAACUUGUACAUUUCUAUGAGUUUCAAGUUUUUGUACAUGAUAUACAUUUUUGCGAGUUUCGAGGUUGGAGUUUGGUACUCCCGGGGUUCGGGUCUCAGGCUUUGGGUCUCGGGUCUCAGCACUCGGUACUUGGCACUCAGCACUUGGCACUCAGCACUUGGCACUUGGUACUUGGUCACUCAAGACUUAGUUGGGAUUCGAGUCUGGAAUCUCGGGCUUCAGGUCUCGAUGGUCGGGACUCGAUGUUCGGGACUUGA
Suillus clintonianus is the source of this 690-nucleotide messenger RNA. RefSeq lists its product as uncharacterized. NCBI's taxonomy places the organism in Eukaryota, Fungi, Basidiomycota, Agaricomycetes, Boletales, Suillaceae. The transcript is spliced from 2 exons. The record is from RefSeq and is a predicted model, not a curated record. Bases 1 to 690 code for a protein of 229 amino acids.